Molecule: messenger RNA, 1432 nt
Organism: Plectropomus leopardus (leopard coralgrouper)
Lineage: Eukaryota; Metazoa; Chordata; Actinopteri; Perciformes; Serranidae
Biological process (GO): response to bacterium
Source: RefSeq, a predicted model, not a curated record
CUGUACCACAAUGACUGGAAGACAGGCUGCUUUGAUUCUCCUCAGUACACUGUCUCUGAUUCAAACCGCAGAGGUUGCUGAGCACAUCUCUGUGACUGUGGCUGAACCUGGUGGCAGUUUGACUCUGACAUGUCUGUUUCAUGGAAAUGAAGCCGGGUUAUUUUACUGGUACAAGCUGAAGUUUGGAUAUAUGGUCGAAACAGUUGCAGCAGGAACGUUUAAGACAAUACAACUUCAAGGACAAUUUAACAACUCACGAUUCAUAGUGACUAAAUUGGAUGCUCAGUAUGUUCUUAAUAUCACAAAUGUGAGCAAAGAUGACGAGGCAACAUACUUCUGUCAAGCAGGAUCCGCAUACAUCAUGAAAUUUGUUAAUAGCACACUUCUAAUUGUGAACGGUAAAGUAUGUUCAUUCAGUGUCUUUGUUUACUGCUUUGUUAAAAACAAACAACCAUUUGUAAACUGCCUCUUUGUGAAUCACACAGAUCGUAAACAGCAGAAAUCUUUCUAUGUGGAACAAAGUCCAGAGACUGAGUCGGUCCAGCUGGGCGACUCUGUGAAUCUCCAGUGUUCACUUCUCUCCAAGAACAAAGAAAAUGAAGAUCAGUGUCCAGGUGAACACAGUGUGUACUGGUUCAGAUCUGGAUCAGCAAAAACUCAUCCAAGCAUCAUUUACACUCACAGCAAGGAACGAGAGGAAAGAAGCUGUUUCUACAGUCUGUCCAAAACGAUACAGAGCUCCUCUGAUACUGGGACUUACUACUGUGCUGUGGUCACCUGUGGAGAGAUCCUGUUUGGUGAAGGAACUAAAGUGGAAACAAGACAGGACCUGUACCAGUACCUCAUUGUCCUUGGGCUGCUGCUGGGCUGCUGUGUAAUUGCUAAUGUGGCUCUAAUUAUCUCCAGAACUCAAACGUCAGUUUGUAAACUUUGCAAAGGAGGAGCUUCCAGGCAUGACGGAUCAGUUGACGAUCAACCAAGUAAUGUGGAUGGUGAAGCAGAGGCACUAAACUAUGUAGCCCUGGAUUUCCCCUCAAGAAAUGCCAAAAGAUGGACGAAUAACAGGGAGUUACCACAGGACUGUCUGUACUCUGACACCAGAGACUAUCAGUGAAGAGCUGCCGCCACAAAGAAAGAACUCUUAAUAUGUUUAUCUACAUAACUUUCAGGUAUUUAAUUCCUGUUUAGGUGAACAAGAUGAGAGAUAUUUUCUGUAAUGUUAUUGUUAAUAGCACAAUCAGAGACAGCUCUUGUGUUUUCUGAUGUUAAUCUUUUUUUCAACCAAGAAUAUAUUUAUUGUUAUUUUCAUUAUUUUAUUUGUUUUAUUAUUAUUGCUUGUGAUAUAUAGCUUGAAUAAUCACUAGAAAUCUGAGUGAAAUUAAAUGGAAACAAAACGUUUGUCAUUAAAGAAAACAUACAUCUUCGUUCCUUA